Messenger RNA from Peronospora matthiolae, 1245 nucleotides. The record is from the annotation of a GenBank genome assembly. NCBI's taxonomy places the organism in Eukaryota, Oomycota, Peronosporomycetes, Peronosporales, Peronosporaceae.
AUGAGCGACAGCGCCUCGAACGACGUGGCGCCUCUGCCAAGUGGUGACGUAGCGAUUCCACCGUCGAGUGUCGAUGACGAGGUCGCGAAUGUCGAAGCGACGUCUGAGCCAAAGGAGGAGAUGCACAAUAAGAGCACGGGAAUUACAGUCGGGGACUCGACGCACACGCUGUCGGAUGGGAAAACCAUCCAUUAUUCUGCCGAGCGGAUCAUCGGCAAUGGGUCGUUUGGCGUCGUGUUUCAGGCAAAAGUGGAAGAAACAGGCGAGGUUGUCGCGAUUAAGAAGGUGCUGCAGGACAAGCGCUUUAAGAACCGAGAACUGCAGAUCAUGCGGCAGUUGCAUCAUGUGAACAUUGUGCAGCUUAAACACUGUUUUUACUGUAACGGGGAGAAGCCGGAUGAAUUGUAUCUCAACUUGGUGCUGGAGUACAUUCCUGACACAGUGUACGGUGUGGCAAGACAACUGCAGAAGGCCAAGCAGUACAUGCCCGUGGUGCUGGUGAAGCUUUACAUCUACCAAAUCUGCCGCUCACUGGCGUACAUCCAUUCGAUGGGCAUUUGCCAUCGCGACAUUAAGCCGCAGAACUUGUUGCUGGAUCCGAAGUCGCAUGUGGUAAAGCUUUGCGAUUUUGGAAGCGCCAAGGUGCUGCAGAAGAACGAGCCGAAUGUGUCAUACAUCUGUUCGCGUUACUACCGCGCACCGGAGCUUAUCUUCGGUGCCACGGAUUAUACUACAGCUAUUGAUAUCUGGUCACUAGGUUGUGUGUGCGCAGAGCUGCUUCUCGGCCAGCCUUUGUUUCCUGGUGAAAGUGGUGUGGAUCAGCUGGUGGAAAUUAUCAAAGUUCUGGGCACACCACAGCGUGAGGAGAUCGAGGCAAUGAACCCGAGCUACACGGAGUUUCAGUUUCCGCAGAUCAAGGCGCAUUCGUGGAGCAACAUCUUUCGCUCACGGACUUUUCCGGAAGCGAUUAGCUUGCUCUCCGAAAUGCUCGUAUACGACCCCAAGAAACGCGUGAAACCGCUCGAGGCCAUCGCGCAUCCGUUUUUCGACGAGUUGCGACAAGACGAUUUGAAGCUGCCAGAUGAUGUUCCUUUACCCGCGCUGUUCAAUUUCACUUUGGAAGAACUAUCGGAAGUGGACGCCAGGCUGCGCGAAAUUUUAGUACCAGUGCACGAGCGCAACUCAACCAACUGGCCGGUUUUAGAAGACGGCACCUGGCCUGAUGCUGCAGCUCGCAGUACCUGA